GUCAGUAUAUUGAGGAUGCAAAUAGGAGAUCUCAGAUUCGGGAGAUUCCGUGGUGGUGGGUGGUUUUUUCUCGCUGAUAAUGUCUUUGUUAAUGGUGGAGUUUUACAGCUCUUGUGGAAGUAUAUGAAUAUGAAGAUCCUUUGUGAUUGGUUUUUUCAUAAACUCAUACGUUUCUUGGGGCCGCCUGGUCGGCUUAUACUUGUUCCUCCUAACCCUCCACUUGAUGAAUUUGGCGUUUUCCGGAGGCUUCUCUUCUUUUUCGAUGACCAUGUCUUUGCUGUCCUUGCCAUAAGCGUAUAUGUUUCUACCCUCUUUGUUCUUCUGCCUUUUUCAAUUGGAUGGGUUGUAUUAGCAACGUUUAGUGGCGGCAGCUAUUUCUCUCCUGUUAUUCUUGGAUACAUGAUGAUGCUGUCAGUUUCCUUUGCUUACUUUGGAAUCCUCUUCACCCUCCAUCGAACAUCAUUUCCAGUCAUAGUUCGAUGGCUUUCGCUGGGGUUUCGCUUCAUAACAGUGACAUUUCCGUGCCACUUGUUGACUUUCUUAGCAAAGUCCUGCAAAAGCCUGCAAAGUCUUGUGAGCUCUGGAAUCAUCUUCAUUCUCCGUCAAGCCUCGCUUCCAGUCAUAUUCCAGUGGUUUCACUUCAUGACAGUGACAUUACAGUGCCACUUGUUAAAGGCCUGCAAAAUCCUGUGUUUCACCAAGGAUGCUUUUGUCUUGUUCUUUAAAAUUGGUGCUCUGCCUUGUAUUGUUGGUUGGUUCCUCGAAACCUGCGUCUCCCCUAUGUUUGGAACCACGGUUUUUCAGAGAUAUGAGAUUUUUUCACACGGCCCAUGCAUGAUGAUGGCCAUUCGUUGGCUUUCAGGACUCUUUUGCUUGAUAACUGCCGUCUCUUACAUGGAACAUAUCCAGAAGAUCAUCCAUGAACGAGCCUUUUGGUAUCUUCUAGAUGUCACAGAUCCAGACUACAAUAUCACCAAACUGUAUCUUCGACACAUUUUCUUUGUGUUUGCUUCUCAUGGGUUAUUAUUGGUGAUCUUGUUUCGCUUACCAACUAAAGCAAUUACACUUAUCAGCCCAUCGUUUUUCCCUCUGGAGUUAUGGAUCACCGACGAUAAUCCUUCUAAUAUUGUUUCUGCAUAUGCAAUUUAUUUCAACCUAAUGCAUGUCGGGCCCCAAUGGUUAAUCCAACUUACCAAACCAACUAUCGAACUUAUGGUUCACAAGUGGAUUAUCACCGUUAGCACUUGGCUUCAGCUGAGUGAUUUUUUGCUGGUAGUGCCCCGAGGAGAGAGCUUUUACCAUGCUGAUGAUAACCCUUGGUUACUAUUGUAUUCAGUAUGUGAAGGAUCUUUGGUUACUUUUUAUAAAUCACAGAAUGAUGAAGACAAUAUCAAGGAGCAAAGAGAUAACAGGUGUCGAACGAGGAUUGCUAUAAUGUUGAUGCUAGCUGCUUCGAGUUUGUUUCUCGUUGGCACAGCCUUUCUAUCUUUGCCAAUUGUGGUUGGAAGAGUAUUCUCUGCCUCUAUCUCCUCUAUCUCCUUCAUCGUGCUGAGAGUUGGAAUCAAACAUGACGAUAUUUGUGCUUUUUGGAUUGGAUGUUAUAUCCUACGAGCAAUCUAUGUCAGCCUUUGCUUUGCAUUUGAUCAUAUUUUGAGGGGAAGAACUGUUUUCCUUCUCAAAUAUAUCUUGGCACGAAUAAGAAUUGGCCUUCUCUUCUCCAUCUGGAUCUUUAUCAUACCGGGAUUGCUCGGUCUGCUUAUCGACCUUAUGAUCAUCAUACCAUUACGAGUGCCACUGAACGAAACACCACUCUAUUUCUUGAUCCAAGAUUGGUUGAUAGGAGUAGUGGUGCUUCACAUAUGGGCCUUUUUGACAAUGCUCACGCCUUUCAAGUGUUUGGCAACCAAGGCAUGGCGAAGGAAGUUCGAGAGAAUCAGGAACGUGGGAAUCAAUAAGCUUCCUUCAAUGUGGCUGCUUCGAGAUGUGAUUGGCUCCAUCAUAAACACACUUCUAACCACACUGUCCAUCCCUUACGUGCUCGUGAAGUCUCUGUUACCGUUGCUUGGGUUUUCGCAAAGCGUCAGUGCAGCUAUCGAGCGGUUUAUUUGGCCAGCGUCAUUAGCUUUGCUUGCGGUCUGGUUCAUGACAAAGCUAACGCUUGAGAUCAUUAUCUACUUGCACGAGUUGAUCUUCAAUGAACGGUACAUGGUGGGUGAAAGAGUUGGGGAUUUGACUGAAGAUCUCUAGAGCAGGGUAGCUAAUUCAUGGAGUAUGACAAUUAUGACAACCAAGUACUCUUUUGUUGAUAGAACGAAUCAAAAUGUGUUAAUAUCUUUAACAAUGCUUAGGUUUCUGAUGGUGUAGAUAUUGUCUUAGCUUUGAAUGAGAUAUUGUUGGUUAACUAGUCCGGUUUCAACUAAGAAAUGAGACUAGAUUUUCA
Molecule: messenger RNA, 2440 nt
Organism: Raphanus sativus (radish)
Lineage: Eukaryota; Viridiplantae; Streptophyta; Magnoliopsida; Brassicales; Brassicaceae
Product: probable E3 ubiquitin ligase SUD1
Exons: 8
Coding region: 16-2247 (743 amino acids)
Cellular component (GO): endoplasmic reticulum membrane
Source: RefSeq, a predicted model, not a curated record